This is a messenger RNA of Aspergillus sclerotioniger CBS 115572, 1078 nucleotides long. RefSeq lists its product as uncharacterized. NCBI's taxonomy places the organism in Eukaryota, Fungi, Ascomycota, Eurotiomycetes, Eurotiales, Aspergillaceae. The record is from RefSeq and is a predicted model, not a curated record. Bases 375 to 935 code for a protein of 186 amino acids. The transcript is spliced from 2 exons.
GGCUACUAUGUACAAAAGGUAGAGAAUGUCCCAACCUAAUAUCCAGCGGUUACCUCCCUGAAAGGGUCCUGCCUUUUCUAAAACUCAAGCUUUUUUAUGCUACCUUCCAGAAGGACAUAUCUCCAUUCUCCAUUCAAAAGAUGCCCUCACUCCGGUAAGGAACUUGUUCUUCUUGAAAUAGAGAGCGACGUCUUCCUAAUAACCUCAGUAUAGUUCCUAGCUCUUGACAGCAUGGAAAGAUAUAAAAGGCCUCAUCAUCCUGCACAGUUCUCUUCUUCUUCUUCUUCUUCUUCUUCUUCUCCCAUCACCCAAAUAUCCACUCUACUCAUCUGAUCUCUCUCUCAAACCAAACCAAAUAAACCUCUCUACUCAACAUGACCACCACAAACAAACCCGAAAUCCCAGUCCCGCACAUCGACUCCGCCUUAGACUGGAUCUACCCCUUCUUCGAAGGUCCCACCUUCCAAGCCCAGCGUGCCAACACCCACAUCAAAGUCCGGGAUAGGUUCAAAGCCGAGGGCCCUCCCGAGGUGAUUGAGAAAAUCGGCGGAGGCCCCAAAGUGACAUAUUACCCGAGAGUGGAAGUCAUUGGCCUUGCUGAAUAUGACCCCUUACUCCCCAGGUUUGUUAUACUCACGCUGCUUUUGGGCCCGUUCGAGGACAGAGAAAUGUUCGAAAGGAUCUUCAAUGCAGAAGUCGAGUUUCUCAAGAAAGAUAAAAACCGACCUGGGACGUUGGAGUUUGUUGUUGGGGCGUGGUAUGAGAAUAAGUUGACUUUGUUCAAGUUGCAGGAUGGUAAGAUGAUUGGUUUGGGAGGGGAGGGGGGCAGACUUAUGAGAUUUCUGUUGGGAAGUAUUUGGAUAAUGAGUACAAGAAAUUGUUGGAGGGGAACUUUGAGCUUAUUAAGAGGAAUUUCAUUGAUGCGACCUCAAUGAAACUGGGGGGAAUGAAGGGGUCCUUGGGGGAGGAGUCCCAGGAGGAGAGUGCUAAGAAACAUGAUAGUGGUUCUCUCAAGGAUGCGCCCAAGGGGGAAGGUUUGGAAUAGUUCUGUGAUGGUUCUUUGACUUGCUUCUCAGUU